Fonsecaea multimorphosa CBS 102226 is the source of this 1059-nucleotide messenger RNA. RefSeq lists its product as uncharacterized. Lineage: Eukaryota; Fungi; Ascomycota; Eurotiomycetes; Chaetothyriales; Herpotrichiellaceae. The record is from RefSeq and is a predicted model, not a curated record. The transcript is spliced from 3 exons. The coding region runs from base 1 to 1059 and encodes 352 amino acids. Gene Ontology annotation, molecular function: oxidoreductase activity, acting on the CH-CH group of donors, NAD or NADP as acceptor.
AUGGUGCAGAACAAAGCCUUCAUCUACAAGGCCGUCCCCAACGGCUGGCCCGUCGCAGGCAAAGACCUGACGGUGGAAGACAUUGGGUUUGACGAAACAGCGCCUCCACCCAAGGGCGGCUUCACCACCAAAAACCUGUACGUGGCAUACGACCCCAGCCAGCGCGGACGAAUGCGAGACCCGAGCAUCCCGUCGUACUCGGCGGCCAUGACGACGGGCAAGCCGGUGAUCAGCGUCAGCGUGAUCGGCCAGGUCUUGAAGAGCGACAACCCCAAGAUCAAACCGGGGGCCAUCGUCAUGUUGCAGAGCUCCGGCACCGAGUCGUAUUCGGCAAAGGACGAGUCUGCCGUCGCCACCACCCAGAUCAUCGAGCCAAAGGACGGCGUGCCCUUGACCGCGUAUCUGGGCCUGUUGGGCAUGACGGGCAUGACGGCCUACGGGUCGCUGCACGAGAUCGGCCAGCCCAAGAAAGGCGACGUCAUCCUGAUUUCUGCCGCCGCCGGCGCCGUGGGCCAGAUGGUCGGACAGAUUGCAGUGCGAGAAGGUCUACAUGUAAUCGGCUCAGUCGGCGACGACCGCAAACUCGACUUCAUCCUCAACGACCUCAAAUUCACCUCGGGGUUCAACUACAAAAAGGAGUCCAUGGCCGAGGCCGUCAAACGACUCGCCCCCAACGGCCUAGACAUUUUCUACGACAACGUAGGCGGCGAGCUGCUCGACGUAGCACUAGCCAACAUGAAGGAAUUCGGCCGCAUCGUGGCCUGCGGCUCCAUCUCGACGUACAACAACGCCAAAGAAACCACGCCCUAUGGAGUCAAGAAUUACGGCGCCAUGGUCCGCAAGCGCCUCCGCUGGCAAGGCUUCUUGGUCUAUGACAAGAACAUCGACCAGUGGAAGCCCGAGCGCAACGAAAAAGUCACCCAGUGGAUCCAGGACGGCAGUUUUAAGAGCGUCGACUUCAUCACCGAGGGCAUGGAUAAUGCCGUCGAGGGGUUUUUGGGUAUGCUCAAGGGUGAGAAUUUGGGGAAGAGUAUUCUCAAGAUUGCGGAUCCUGAAUAA